Saimiri boliviensis boliviensis (Bolivian squirrel monkey) is the source of this 5312-nucleotide messenger RNA. NCBI's taxonomy places the organism in Eukaryota, Metazoa, Chordata, Mammalia, Primates, Cebidae. The record is from RefSeq and is a predicted model, not a curated record.
ACUCUGGGGUCAUGUCAGUCUCCUCUGACUUUUGUCCCAAAUGUGCAGGUAAGAGAACCUGAAACAGCCAGUCCUUGUACAGUAGUAGGCCAUUCAGAUUGGCGGGGGAGGGGAGGGCAGUGCCACCCAAUCGGAAGCAUAGUCAGUGCCCGUGGAACAAUGAGCUGCUGAUGAGGGUGUGGCCUGGGAAACGGCUUUUAGACAAAACUGUCAUUUUAUGGGUCAUUUAUAUAGACAGACAUGGCACUUCGGCUGUCUUCAGAAUAAUGUCACCCUGCCCCUCUCCUGUCUUCUGCAGUCUUAAAAGACUCAGUCUCUAAUUGAGGUCUGGCUUUUCCUCAGCCUUGGAUGAAGUAAAGAAGUGUUAAUUUUUGGAGGAGACAUCCUGAAAUUUGCAGGAUUGGCUGCUGGCCACAUCAGCAUACUGGUCUUUGGAGAUGAAACACGAAACCACUUUCUGGUGGCUGGUCAGCCAGUAGACGAUGUGCGCCUUGCACAGAGUAUGGCUCAGAUAAAUGAUGUUAUUCUGUCACCAAACUGCUGGCAGCUCUGUGACCGGAACAUGAUUGAAAUUGAGAGGAUUCCAGACGAGAGAGCAGUUAAGGUUAACUUCUUAAAACCACCCCCUAAUUUUAACUUUGAUGAAUUUUUCACGAAGUGUAUGACCUUCAUGAAUUAUUAUCCUUCUGGUAAGCACAAAAAUAUCCUGAGGCUUGCAUGCACAUUGAAGCCUGAUCCUGAACUGGAGUUGUCCCUACAAAAGUAUGUGAUGGAAAGCAUUUGGAAGCAGAUUGAUGACAAACAGCUUCAGGGCUAUUUGUCUGAGCUUCGCCCAGUGACGAUUGUGUUUGUGAACCUGAUGUUUAAAGACCAAGACAAAGCAGAAGAGAUAGGCCCAGCCAUCCAGGAUGCCUAUGUGCACAUCAUGUCUGUCCUGAAGGUCUUCCGAGGCCAAAUCAAUAAGGUCUUCAUGUUUGACAAGGGCUGCUCCUUCCUCUGUGUCUUUGGCUUCCCUGGGGAAAAGGUACCUGAUGAAGUCACUCAUGCUCUGGAAUGCGCUAUGGAUAUAUUUCACUUCUGCUCUCAAGUCCACAAAAUCCAAACUGUAUCCAUCGGUGUUGCCAGUGGGACUGUCUUCUGUGGGAUCGUUGGACACACUUUGAGACAUGAGUACACAGUUAUUGGUCAAAAAGUCAACAUAGCUGCCAGGAUGAUGAUGUACUUCCCAGGAAUUGUGACCUGUGACUCUGUCACCUAUAGUGGCAGCAACCUACCAGCCUACUUUUUUAAAGAGCUUCCAAAGAAAGUUAUGAAAGGUGUUGGAGAUUCUGGACCAUUCUAUCAGUGCUUGGGCCUUAAUGAACAAGUCAUGGUUGGUGUGUCGUACGUCAUCUGCGACAGAAAUGAGGGCGGCCCUUUGCUUGGACGUGAUAAAGAGAUCAAAUACUUCAUUGAUACUAUGAAUGAAUUUUUGAUGUCUAACAGCAGCCGAGUCUUAAUGUAUGAGGCAUUAACGGGAUAUGGAAAAAGCAAGAUACUUACGGAAAUUGGAUACCUGGCCCACGGUGAGAACCACAGGAUUAUUGCCAUUGAAUUGACUAAGAUCAGCUUCCAUCAGACUUUGCAUACCAUCCAGAUGCUCAUAGCCAGUGUCCUAGGCCUGGACACUUGUAAACAUUAUAAAGAACGGCAGACCAACCUUCGAAAUAAAGUCAUGACACUGUUGGAUGAAAAGUUCUACUGUCUUCUUAAUGAUGUUUUCCUUGUUCAGUUCCCUAUUUCUCGGGAGAUUUCCAGGAUGAGCACCUUGAAAAAGCAAAAGCAGUUGGAAGUAUUGUUUAUGAAGAUCUUGGAGCAGACAGUGAAAGAGGAAAGGAUUAUUUUUAUCAUUGAUGAGGCCCAAUAUGUGGAUCCGACCUCCUGGGCAUUUAUGGAGAAGCUUAUCCGGACUGUUCCUAUCUUCAUCAUUAUGUCCCUGUGUCCCUUUGUUGAAAUUCCCUGUGCAGCUGCCACUGCCAUAAUGAAGAACAGGAACACCACCUACAUCACCAUUGGUCCAAUACAGCCUGAUGACAUCUGCACCAAGGUCUGUCUUUACCUCAAUGUAAGCAGCAUCCCCAACGAACUGGACUCGUACCUGGUGGAGAAAAGUGGUGGGAUUCCAUUUUACUGUGAAGAAUUGCUUAAAAGCCUUGAACAUCACAAUGUACUCAUUUUCCAACAAAUGGAGUCUGAGGAAAAGACAAAUAUGACCUGGAAUAGCCUGUUUGACACUUUCAUUAAGCCCACAGAGAAGUUAAAAAUGUUUACUUCCCAUAGUAAUAGGAACUGUGAAGAAGUCUGUCACCUUGCAAGUGGGGUCAGAUUGAAAAACAUGUCACCCCCAGAGUCAUUAAAAGAAAUCUCUCUGGUCCAGCUGGAUAGCAUGAGCCUUUCCCACCAAAUGCUGGUGAGAUGUGCUGCCAUCAUUGGCGUGACCUUCACUACUGAGCUGUUGUUUGAGAUUCUCCCCUGUUGGAAUAUGAAGAUGAUGAUCAAGGCCCUGGCAACCCUAGUAGAAUCUAACAUUUUUUAUUGUUUCCGGACUGGCAAAGAGCUUCAAACAGCUCUGAAACAGAACGAGGCCUCAUUUGAGGUGCAUUAUCGCUCCUUGUCUCUGAGGCCCAGUGAAGGGAUGGAUCACGAGGAAGAGGAAGAGCUUCGUGAACUGCAGAGCGAAGUGAUUGAGUGCCACAUCCUCCGAUUCUGUAGCCCUAUCAUGCAGAAAACAGCCUACGAGCUGUGGCUCAAGGACCAGAGAAAAGCCAUGCAUUUGAAAUGUGCCCGCUUUUUAGAAGAAAAUGCCCACAGAUGUGACCACUGCCGAAGCAGGGACUUCAUUCCCUAUCACCACCUUACAGUGAAUAUUCGGCUCAACACCUUAGACAUGGAUGCUGUUAAAAAGAUGGCUAAGUCUCAUGGAUUUCAAACUGAAGAAGAACUUACCUUUUCCGAAUCAAAGAUUCUUAAGAAAUCUGCAUUAUUUCCUGCAAAUCCCAGUCCUAAAGAAAUAAGAAAAAUUAUCUUGAAUUUCUUUGACAACAUUAUAACAAGAAUGAAGACAUCUGAUGAAGACAUUAUCCCUCUGGAAUCUUGCCAGUGUGAAGAAAUCCUAGAGAUUGUCAUUUUGCCUCUGGCCCACCAUUUUCUGGCUUUGGAAGAAAAUAACAAAGCCUUAUAUUACUUCUUAGAAACUGUAUCUGCUUAUCUCAUCUUGCAUGAUAACUACAUGGCAUACAGGUAUUUGAAUGAAGGAGAGAAGUUGCUAAAAACUCUUAAGAAGGACAAAUCUUGGAGCCAGACAUUUGAGUUUGCCACCUUUUACAGCCUCAAAGGUGAGGUCUGUUUCAAUAUGGGCCUGAUAGUGCCUGCCAAGAAAAUGCUGAGGAAGGCGCUGAAGCUCCUCAACCGAAUCUUUCCUUACAACUUAAUCUCCUUGUUUCUCCAUAUUCACGUUGAGAAAAACAGACACUUUCAUUAUGUGAAUCAGCAGGCCAAAGAGAGUUCACCUCCAGGGAAGAAGAGGCUGGCACAACUUUACCAGCAAACUGUCUGCCUCUCCUUGCUGUGGCGCAUCUAUAGCUUAAAUUAUUUUUUUCACUGCAAGCAUUAUGCCUACCUGGCAGUUAUGAUGCAAAUGAAUACUGCACUGGAAACUCAAAAUAAUUUCCAGAUCAUUAAGGCUUACCUAGACUAUUCGCUAUACCACCAGCUGGCUGGCUACCAGGGUAUGUGGUUCAAAUAUGAAAUCAUGGCCCUGCAGCAAAUCUUCAACCUCCCCCUGAAAGGCGAGGGCAUUGAAAUUAUGGUAUACGUCGCUGAUACACUGGUCUUCAACAAGCUCAUAAUGGGACACCUGGACUUGGCCACUGAGUUAGGCACCCGGGCCCACCAGAUGUGGGCACUGCUCCAGAAUCCCAACCGACAUUAUCUGUCCCUCUACAGACUUAGCCAAUGUCUCCUUUUGAAAAGCAGAUACAAGCAAUUGAUCCAGGUGUUGGGGUGUCUGUGGGAUCUUUCUGUAACACAGGAACACAUCUUGAGCAAGGCAUUUUUCUACUUUGUCUGCUUGGACACCAUGCUUUAUUCCGGUUUUGUUUAUAGAACAUUUGAAGAAUGUUUGGAAUUUAUAUACCAAUAUGAAGACAACAGAAUCCUCAAGUUCCAGAGUGGACUCCUUCUGGGACUUUAUUCGUCUGUAGCUCUCUGGUAUGCCAGACGUCAAGAAUGGGACAACUUUUACAUAUUUUCCAGUACAGCUAAAAAUCUGUUGCCAAGAAGAACCAUAACACUUACUUACUAUGAAGGAAUGUCUAGGUACAUGGAGGGGCAAGUUCUUCAUCUUCAAAAGCAAAUCAAAGAACAGUCAGAGAAUGCCCAUGCUAAUGGAAAGGAGCUACUCAAGAACUUGAAGACUCUGGUGAGUCAAAACACCACUGGCCCUGUCUUUUACCCAAGGCUCUACCACCUGAUGGCUUACGUCUGUAUAUUAAUGGGAGACAGGCAGAACUGUCGCCUCUUUCUGAACACAGCCUUGCAGCUCUCUGAAACACAGGGGAAUGUGCUGGAGAAAUGCUGGCUGCAAAUAAGCAAAGAAUGCUGGUACUCAGCUUCUGAGUUAAAAGAAGACCAAUGGCUUCAGACGAUCUUGAGUCUCCCGUCAUGGGAAAAAAUUGUAACAGGCAGGGUAAACAUUCAGGAUAUUCAAAAAAACAAAUUUCUGAUGAGAGCUGAUAUCGUGGACAAUCAUUUCUAACAUGUCAAAGACAAAAGAUUUUAGUAAGCACUAUGUCCUUGUGAUGAUCUAUUAUCGACCUUUCUCUGUGGCUGGCCCCUCCAGGUUCCUACAUAAGCUCUUCUGUUCCAGGCACAGACAAGACGUGUUGAUUUCUUCUCUUUCUGGUCAAAAAGGGUCAGGAGUGUCACGCUUAACUUCCUCCUAACAUUACAAAAAUUGACCUUACCAUUAAUGUUGUUUUAGCUUGAUCCAUCUAUUUCAGCCCACGCAAAGUUGUAUCAUAUGAGAAGUUAUUAAUCUCAAGAUGGUAUAACAUCAUGUGUUGCAACAGACAUGUUUCUAGUUAGUAUAUUAACUGAAAAUAUGUAUUUUAAAAUAUCCAGUUGUUAAGUCUUUUGGAGGUAGCACAGUAUUACAAAUAGCAAACAUUUGUCAUGGUUUAUAAAGAAAGAAUAAGAAAAGAUACGUUUGUAGGACCUGGCUGCAGCUUCCAAAGCCAGGGUGAUGUCUUAGCUCCUCUCACCACGUGCAUCAA